AGGAUCAUGUCGGCUGUCAACAAACGAUAUUCUCAUAGCUUUGCCCAGACCACCAACGAAUCUACCACUUCUCAGCAAGAACGUGAUGACGCCGCCUCAUCCGUUCGCGCGGAUCAGGCGGUAACCACCUCCGACGGACUAUUUGACGAUCCCACAUAUCCUAGUGCCGCACCUGACGAACUCUUGCCACCUCCCAACUUUCGUCCAUUCUUUACCCUAAUCGAAGACCCCGACACGGGCGAACACCACCAUCCAUCAGUACACUACAUGUUCUCAGAUGACAACCCCGACUUCUUGACAUCUACCAUUGUGCACAGAAUGGAUCAAGAGCAAAUUGGCAUAUCUACAGAGCAGCAGGCUGCCAACAACCGCGAACGCAUGAUACUCCUCGACAUAGCGCCCGACGGGAAAUCAGUCAGCGAAGCUCAAAGUCUAAGCCCACACUGGCAGAUCCUCAAGACAACUGUUGGUCAAGCUCCGUCGUGGGCAGAUGAGGUGUCUAGGAAGGACAUACCAGGGCUGAUGCUCAACGUUCAGGGCAUGGAGAGUGGCAAGCUGAAACCACAAUCCCACCGUCGCAAAAACUCUCAAGAAGACGUCAUGGCUCGCAUUGAGGCGAUGAUUGGCGGCUAUACCAACUGCUUGUCUACUUUGGAGAGCCUUGUCAAGAAAGACGUGUUGGAGGACGAGCAAGACGUGCCUGUGGAGACGGCCAAGACAGUGGCUACGCAAGAUGACGAUUAA
Molecule: messenger RNA, 744 nt
Organism: Aureobasidium vineae
Lineage: Eukaryota; Fungi; Ascomycota; Dothideomycetes; Dothideales; Saccotheciaceae
Source: the annotation of a GenBank genome assembly